Messenger RNA from Pollicipes pollicipes, 2316 nucleotides. Its product is annotated as zinc finger protein 84. NCBI's taxonomy places the organism in Eukaryota, Metazoa, Arthropoda, Thecostraca, Pollicipedomorpha, Pollicipedidae. The record is from RefSeq and is a predicted model, not a curated record. Gene Ontology annotation, molecular function: RNA polymerase II transcription regulatory region sequence-specific DNA binding; DNA-binding transcription factor activity, RNA polymerase II-specific. Gene Ontology annotation, biological process: regulation of transcription by RNA polymerase II. The transcript is spliced from 8 exons. Gene Ontology annotation, cellular component: nucleus. Bases 449 to 1567 code for a protein of 372 amino acids.
GAAAACUACCCCAUUUGGAAAAGGUUUUGUGAGACUGUUACCUGUUAAAUUAUUUACCAUUACAUGCAACAAUUUUUGUGAUCUUGCAGGUUUUGUUUGCCAUAGAACUCAUCAUGAUGUCUUCAUAACCUUUUUGAUAGUAGUCACCCAAUUUUCAAAAUAUGUCCAAGAUUAUAAGCUGUACUUCACUUCAGCUUCAUUAAGAUCUCAUUAAAAUCCUAUUCUCUAUACAUUCUCAUGUAUCCAAAUCUGCCAUGGAUUGUAGACUGGUGGGCUGCAUAGAAAAGUAUAGUGUUUGCAAGAUGUUGGUGCCUGUGAAAGUAAACUGGGAAGCAUGGAUGGUUUUACUAUCAAGCUCUAAAUACUGAAAAUCAUUCUGCCAGAAACAUGCCCUUGAUCUUUGUGUUGCAAGACGUUUUCAAGAUAAAGCCAGAGGCCUGCAUUAAACAUGACUGAAGUGGAUAUAAAAUCUGAGACUGUCAUGGAGGUCUGUAUGAUAUGUAAGCAUGGAUUAGUAGAUGCCCAAGACAUUCAUGAAGCAAGAACAUCAUUCUCCAAGACUUUGCUGGCAGUUAAGCUGGGUAAGAUCAUCCAAUCAUCAUUUCGGAAAGAUGAAGAAGGUGUCACUUACCAAAUAUGCAGUGGGUGUGCUGAGCUCGUCAAUGAGAUAGACCAGUGUGAGAUCAAGCUGAUGGCCUUGGAGAAUGAGGUGAAGCUUAAGUACAAAAUGCCGUUCCCGAUCGAGGUGCACAGCCGGAGUAGCCAGGAGGGUGCGCCGCCGCCUGCGCCGCCGCCGCCACCGCCCGACCCCCUGCUGGAGGGUGGCGAGCUGGCGCCGGCGCAAAUCUGCCAGGUGCUGGACGCCGCUGGCGUCGACACCGGCGAGACCUACAGCAUCGAAGUCGUGGACUCGGCGGACGGUCUGCCCAAGGGCAGUCACGUGGCCUUCAGCGACUCGCUGGGCGAGAGCAUCAUCCUGUACGAGCAGCAGGAGGAGGGCUUCACGGGCCAGCAGCUAGUGGAGCUGGAUCACAUGCCCUACAGCGUCCAGCUCAGUGACGACAUCCAGACAUCCGAGGUGACCACCAUCAUCGAGCGGAAGCCGCGUAAACGCCUGAAGCGACGCCGCUGGGGCGCCGAGGGCGGCUACUUCUGCGACGAGUGCGACGCCACCUUCUCCUCCUUCCCGGAGCUGCAGAGCCACCGUCAAACACACGACUCGGCAGAGACGUUCAACUGCCGCUACUGUAAGCACAUCGCCCGCACCAAGAUCAAGCUGCACCGUCACAUGCAGGAGAACCACAAGGACCGCAUGAUACCGUGUCCGUACUGUGAGAAGCGGUUCCCGGAGAAGUGCAAUCUCACCAGACACGUGGCGAUUCACCUGGAGCCCAAGUUCAUCUGCGAGAUCUGCUCCCGGCCCUUCCAUUCCAAGGGCGACCUGGGCAAGCACAUGGUGUUCCGCCACACCACCGAGAAGAACCACCCGUGCCCUGAGUGCGACGCCAGUUUCAAGACCAGCUGGAUGAUGAAGCGGCACCUGUCGCGAGUGCACGCCCGACUUUGAAGGGGAUGGGGGGGGGGGGGGUCUCGCGGCGUUCUGAUGUGCCCCGCUGCGGCCGCGCCCUGCUGCGGGACGCCCGGCAGCUGCGCGGCUGAAGAGCUGAACGGUGCCGGGACGACGGCUUUCCGUCAGAGGGCCCGCGGCCCGGGGCGGCGCUGGUGGCUCGCGGACAGACAUCCAAUCGGCCGAGCCCCGACCCACUGGGACCGCGGUUUGGGCCGACCCCUCGGAGUGAUGCGGUCUGGCGCCAGACCUCUGCGGACGUAGGUCAUGACCGGUGCCAGACCUCUACGGACGGAGGUCAUGACCGGUGUCAGACAUCUGCAUACGGAGGUCAUGAACCCCGUAAACGAAGACUGCGGUGGUGCUGCGGUGUCAGCACGUGACGCGGCGUCGACCGUUGCGUGUCGUCCUCGAACGCUGCUGUACCAUAGGACUGCAUGACCAAGAGUGCGGUGGUGUCGGCCGGCGGCCGCGGCGUGCCCGUGUUGGCCGUGUUCCCUGCUGCCCAUCCGCGAACAAUAACGUUCACGUUCGUAUGUUCAUAUGUAGCGGCGUGUGCUGCGGCGCGCCGAUGUGUGAACUGUCCGCACGCCGGGCAGCCUUGCAGUGGUGGUAGGCGUGUUUGUUCAGUAUGUAGUGCAGUUGAUUUUAGUUAACGGUCCCACAGCAGCACGUCUGGCGUAUUGUGGGACUACGCUACCUGCGUAGUCACAUUAGCUGACAUUGUCAAUACACUCCAGGUUGAGAUA